AUGCAGUUGAUAAGUAAGCUUAAUCGUCAGGCAAAUCAAACGGAUAUGCUUUUCGCCAAGGGAAAAGUCCCCUGGAAGGAAAGUAGCGUGACUAUACACGGAAUGGUGCUUGCAGCAGGGAUCUUUCUAAACUCGAAUGCACACGUGAAUGUGUGCCUUACUUGCUACAGGAUUUUACGUGGUACAUGGUCGACAACAACACAACUACUUGUCCAGUCGGUGGAGUGUUUCUCUCCGGGAGUUGCAUUAGAGAAACGAGCCAAUUUCAAUGGCUUAAGGGCGACUCUUAAUAUGGUGUGGAGUACAAAACAAGCCUUUGAAAUAAGGAGCAUUGGGCAGAAUAGUUUCCAGUUCAUCUUCCAGAAUGAUGAGGAUAGGGCUAAAGUUUUACAGGGGAAAACCUGGACAUUUGAUGGGCAGUACAUAUUGUUGAAGAACUGGAGUCCAGAAGGAGUAGAUUUCUCAGAGGAAGAUGAAAAAGUGCAGCUCUGGGUUCAGAUUCAUCAACUUCCUCUACAUUGGUUGGGAUAUGAAUCAGGAAUAAUGAUUGGCAAGCUGAUAGGAAAAGUCCUUGAUGUCUACAAGUGCUGGUGGAGGUUAAUCUUAAAGAACCUCUGCCACUCUGAGAGACACAGUCUGGUCAAGAAGAAGGAUGUAAGCUGUAAUGUGCUAAGAGUAGGGCAGCUUAGGGAUUGGCUGAGGGUUUAUUUCUCUAGCUGGUCUGAUUCUAAGUCUUCUAGGUCUAACCAAGAGGACAGCAACCCUAGUGGGGAUGUUACCAAACCUGCAAACCCUACUGAUAUUAUCCCUUACCAGUCUAAGGAAGGUAGUGUCAGUGCUAACAGUAGUGGGAUGGGGGAGAAGGGUAGUACAGAGAGUGAGAGAGUAGAGGAAGGGCAGGGUAGUGGAAGUAAAAUUGGGUCUGAUUGCUUCUCCUGGCAUUAUGGAAACCCAGGCUCAGGAUCUUUCCUUCAGCAUUGA
Striga hermonthica is the source of this 981-nucleotide messenger RNA. NCBI's taxonomy places the organism in Eukaryota, Viridiplantae, Streptophyta, Magnoliopsida, Lamiales, Orobanchaceae. The record is from the annotation of a GenBank genome assembly.